This is a messenger RNA of Physcomitrium patens, 1931 nucleotides long. RefSeq names its product N-terminal acetyltransferase A complex catalytic subunit NAA10. The record is from RefSeq and is a predicted model, not a curated record. Gene Ontology annotation, biological process: N-terminal protein amino acid acetylation. Gene Ontology annotation, molecular function: protein N-terminal-serine acetyltransferase activity; protein-N-terminal-glutamate acetyltransferase activity. NCBI's taxonomy places the organism in Eukaryota, Viridiplantae, Streptophyta, Bryopsida, Funariales, Funariaceae. Gene Ontology annotation, cellular component: NatA complex.
CCUAACGAGAUUUCCACCAAGCUCGCAAUUUUCCUGUGACCGUGAAGAGUUUACUCAAAGCAGCACGGCGCAUCAUCCGCCGCUCAGAAAUUUAGGACAUGGGGUCACAUGAUCCAUAUCGCCCACUUCGCAGUGCUUCUAGAGCAUAUUCCUCUCCACAGAAAUGACCAGCAAGGAAUCUGUGCCUUGCUCGUAGCGUGACAGGGGGAGUGUUCCAGUGUAGGAUGGAUUCGCAAACGAGUUUCGAUUAGAAGUGUGCUUGUGAUCCCCUCACCCCAUAAUCUCAAGGUUUGAAUGAAAAAGCAUGGCUGGUCCAAAAGGACAUCGACAAUGAGGACUGUUGGUGGGAAAGCUUGAGUAGGGUUCACGCCAUCGGCGUCUCUGGAGUUGCACUCCACACUGGCAGAAUAUAAUAUAGGGAGAAUCAUCUGGAGCUGGAUAUUGUUUGGACUGCGCACGCAAUCUGAUCUCAUUUGCGUAUCAACGCAUUAAACAGCAACAGAGCUACGUUAGACUGCCCAUUUGAAAUUUAGAUUUGGCUAGCUGACAGGGUUGCGUAUGCCAGGAUCUGGAAUAAAACCACUGUAAACUGGAUAUGGGGGGUUGCGCUGUUACGCUUGUGAAGGGAGGCAUGUGGGCGCUGCUUGAUUGAGGAGGAGGAAACGACUUAGGUCGUACUAUUUUGGGUCCCGCCUGGGCCAUUCCCUACCUCCCCCUCGUUCCUCCUGGAACACUGAAGCAAGCGCGCUACUCGAGGCAGGAGGAGCAGUGGCAGUGGCAGAAACUCUGCAAGGGGUGUCUGAGGUACAGUGCAAAAGUACCAGAUAGUGAGAAGUAUGUUUGGGUGUAGGGCAUUGAAUACAACGGGAGGAAAAAGGUUUACUGGGUACCUAAAAGCCGGCACAUCUGCAUUGUUUUUGUGAUAAGUAGCAGCCAACGAAGUCUCUCAUCGAUGGUGUGCGUGCGCCAAGCUACGUUCGACGAUUUGUUAGAUAUUCAAAAUAUCAACGCUGUUUGCCUGCCGGAGAAUUACCGAUUGAAUUUCUAUAUAAACCACAUUCUCACUUGGCCACGACUCCUCCAUGUCGCAGAAGAUAACAGAAAGAUCGUAGGCUACGUGUUGGGAAGCUUGGACGAGGAAUUGAGUUACUGCCACGGCCAGAUCGCAUCCUUGGCUGUCCUUCGAACGCACCGCAAUCGUGGGUAUGCGACCAAGCUCAUGAGGGCUGCAGAGCAAGCAAUGCGAGAUGUGUAUGGUGCUGGAAGUGUAUCUUUGCAUGUGCGCAAGAUGAACAAUGCUGCAUUUUGUCUCUACUCCAAGACGCUCGGCUACAAAGUCAAGAUUUUCGAAACGGCAUAUUACCGAGAUGGUGCAGACGCGUACGAGAUGAUUAAGCUCUUCGCAGAUGAACAGGAAGGAAUCCCUUCAUCUGUGAACUGGCACGAUACAGACGUGUACUCUGGUGGGCAACGACCACCUGCCGAAGCGUUGGUGAUCAGCUGACAGCUGACUUAUUCAGGCGUUCUCUCUUCCGAGUGACUAUGCCACAAAGAGAGAUUGAAUGCAUUGAAAUUGAAACUUGCCUUCCUACCCCUCUGUGACAUUAGAUUAAUGGUAAUCACGUAAUACCUAUCGCUUUUAAGAUUCUGUUUUUUAGCGAGCAAUGGAAAACUGCCGGCCGUCUCUUUUCUAGCUUUUCGGAGCUUCACUUGAGGGAUGAGAGUAGACAGCAAUCCGUUCUUCCGAAGGAGGCUUGUAGUGGAACUAACGGAACUCUGCUCCGGAGGCUGCGGAUCCAUUACCUCAUGUCGGCCAUCUUGCAGCAGCAACUUUUUUCUUAGAGGCAUUUACUUGAAGCUUUUUCUAAUUCAACUAAUUAUAAGGUGCAUGUACCCUACUGUAUCGAAUAUUUUUACUUUAUGCAUGAAAA